UCAUAUCCGUGUCUUCUGUUCCUUUAUCCAAAAAACACACUGUCAUUGCUGUGUGACUUCCACACCAUGAACAGCUUAACGGCGAACUUCACAGCUCGAAUAUGUGGCACACGCCGUGACGUAGUCCCUGUACGACACCGUUCCAUUCACCAAUUCAUUAACAGACGCGUCACUGUUGUUCCCAGAACCACGCUCAUUUCUACAAGAUUCGUCUGCAUGGCGGAACCUUAUCUUAUAUCGAAGCUUGAAUCUGCUGAGAAAACUUGGAAAGAAUUAACGGUGAAGCUUGCUGAUCCAGACAUUGUGUCUAAUCCCAGUGAGUAUCAAAAGUUAGCACAAUCGGUAUCGGAGCUUGAUGUGGUUGUGUCCAUGUAUAAGAGAUUUAAAGACUGUGAGAAGAUGCUUGAAGAAACCAAAGCUUUAGCAAAGGAUGCUGGCAAUGACGAGGAUAUGGCGGAAAUGAUAUCUUACGAAAUUGACUCUUUGUCCAAGCAACUCUCAGAGCUAGAGGACAAUAUGAAGGUUUUACUGCUUCCCAGUGAUCCUCUGGAUGCAAGAAACAUAAUGCUUGAAGUAAGAGCAGGUACCGGUGGUGAUGAGGCUGGAAUAUGGGCUGGUGAUCUUGUCCGAAUGUAUGAAAAAUAUAGUGAACGUAGUUCUUGGAAGCAUUCUGCCAUCUCAUGCUCUGAGGCAGAAAAAGGAGGAUACAAAACUUAUGUGAUGGAGAUCAAAGGAAAUCGUGUCUACAGUAAAUUAAAAUACGAGUCUGGUGUUCACCGAGUUCAACGCGUUCCAUUGACAGAAACACAGGGUCGCGUACAUACUUCUACUGCAACAGUGGCCAUCAUGCCAGAGGCUGAUGAAGUUGAAGUCGUAAUUGAUCCAAAAGAUAUUGAACUGACGACGGCACGUUCUGGGGGUGCUGGAGGCCAGAAUGUUAACAAGGUUGAAACAGCAAUUGAUCUUGUUCAUAAACCAACGGGAAUCCGCAUAUUUUGUACUGAAGAAAGGACUCAGAUUCAGAACAAGAAUCGUGCUUUUCAGUUACUGCGAGCCAAACUAUAUGAGAUAAAGUUAAGGGAGCAGCAAGAGUCAAUACGAAAUCAAAGAAAACUACAGGUUGGUACAGGAGCACGUGCAGAAAAAAUCCGGACAUACAAUUAUAAGGACAAUAGGGUUACUGACCACAGAUUGAAGAAGAACUAUGAACUCACCAAUUUUCUGAAUGGUGACAUAGAGGAUGCUGUUCAGUCUUGUGUCUCGAUGGAACAAAAGGAGCUUAUGGAAGAACUUUCAGAAUCUAUGGGUGCUCAUGCUAGAUGAUGCGCAACAGAUUUCUCCGAUGUGAUCGGAUAGUAUUUUAUGGAUAACUUUCCACUAGAGAAAUAUCUGCAAAUAUAUAUUGUUCUCCUGAAUAUGUCCCGCCACACAUACCGAGUUUGUUGAUUGUCAAUGGGUAGAUACUGGAUAGUUUUACAUGUAAUGUAACACUUGGAUAGUAUUCUGUUGGUAAAAACCUGUUUCAUUAUGUAAAGUGAUGCAAUUAACUUCUUGCAUUUUGUGCUCACUGCAUUGUAAUGAUAUUAUGUGGUAUUGAACUGUAGGUUUGAUUCCCAGCUCCCUCGUCUUUCCUGGGUUUUCAUUGGUUUGGUUUGGUUCGGUUCAACUUAAUGAAUAUGAGAAUCUGAACUGAACCAAAGUAGCAAAAUUUGGUCGUAUGUCCGGUUUGUUUUCACAGUCAAAAUAUACUGUUGGAUGUUCGAUAGAAUUGAAGUUGCAGACUGUAGCUUGAUGUAACUGUGGUGAAAGUUGUUUUGGAAUGCAAGAAAUGAAUGUCUACCACCAA
Cicer arietinum (chickpea) is the source of this 1846-nucleotide messenger RNA. RefSeq names its product peptide chain release factor APG3, chloroplastic. Gene Ontology annotation, cellular component: chloroplast. Lineage: Eukaryota; Viridiplantae; Streptophyta; Magnoliopsida; Fabales; Fabaceae. Gene Ontology annotation, molecular function: translation release factor activity, codon specific. Gene Ontology annotation, biological process: translational termination; plastid translation; chloroplast organization. The record is from RefSeq and is a predicted model, not a curated record.